Molecule: messenger RNA, 1032 nt
Organism: Trifolium pratense (red clover)
Lineage: Eukaryota; Viridiplantae; Streptophyta; Magnoliopsida; Fabales; Fabaceae
Product: 60S ribosomal protein L7-4-like
Exons: 7
Coding region: 109-843 (244 amino acids)
Biological process (GO): maturation of LSU-rRNA from tricistronic rRNA transcript (SSU-rRNA, 5.8S rRNA, LSU-rRNA)
Cellular component (GO): cytosolic large ribosomal subunit
Molecular function (GO): structural constituent of ribosome; RNA binding
Source: RefSeq, a predicted model, not a curated record
CCCACAUAUUUGUUUGGUAUGAAUAGCCCAGCCCAUUAGGGUAGAGAGCAGAAGUACAAAACCCUAGCAACAUUUCUUCUCCAUCACCUUCUAUUGCGCGGCACCAGAAUGGCGAAAGAGGAAGUGAAAUCAGUUGUUCCUGAAUCGGUUUUGAAGAAGCAGAAAAGGAACGAAGAAUGGGCUUUGGUGAAAAAGCAAGAACUUGAAUCAGCUAAGAAGAAGAGAUCUGAAACUAGGAAACUCAUUUUGAGUAGAGCCAAACAGUACGCUAAGGAAUAUGAUGAACAGCAAAAGGAGUUGAUUAGGUUGAAGCGUGAAGCUAAACUUAAGGGUGGAUUUUAUGUUGAUCCUGAAGCUAAGCUCUUGUUCAUUAUCAGGAUCAGAGGUAUCAAUGCUAUGGACCCAAAAUCAAGGAAGAUUUUGCAGCUUUUGCGUUUGAGACAGAUCUUUAAUGGUGUCUUUCUCAAAGUCAACAAAGCCACUGUGAAUAUGCUCCACAGGGUAGAGCCAUAUGUUACAUACGGGUACCCUAAUCUGAAGAGUGUCAAGGAAUUGAUCUACAAGAGGGGUUACGGCAAAGUGGACAGACAAAGAAUUCCUUUGACAGACAACUCUAUCAUCGAACAGGUUCUCGGGAAGCACGGGAUCAUUUGCAUUGAAGAUCUGAUUCAUGAGAUACUGACAGUUGGUCCUCACUUCAGAGAGGCAAAUAACUUCCUGUGGCCUUUCAAGCUCAAAGCUCCCCUAGGUGGUUUGAAGAAGAAAAGAAAUCACUAUGUUGAAGGCGGUGACGCUGGCAACAGGGAAGAUAAGAUCAAUGAACUCAUUAGAAGGAUGAAUUAGUUUUUGUCAUAUUGUGUUGUUAAGAUUAAUCAUCGAGGUUGAGAUAUUGUUUUUUCUUAAUUUCAGUUUUGCUUUAAAAGAUUUUCAUCUGUUGUUUGAACUGAUGUCUUGCCUGAAGUGCAGUGAAAAAUUCUACUUUUACUUAUUUAUCACUAAUUUUGGUAAAUUUAGUUUCAAUGCUUACUCUGA